AUGACUGUCCCCGACGAGGUAGAUAUCAUUGUGUGUGGAGGUGGUAGUUCAGGAUGUGUGCCAGCUGGACGUCUGGCCAAUCUCGACCACAAUCUGCAGGUCCUCCUCAUUGAAGCAGGAGAGAGUAACCUGAAUAAUCCAUGGGUCUACCGACCUGGCAUCUACCCCCGAAACAUGAAACUGGACUCAAAGACUGCUACGUUCUACUACUCAAGGCCCUCUUCGUGGCUAGAUGGACGUAGGGCCGUUGUGCCUUGUGCUCAUGUUUUGGGUGGAGGCAGUUCGAUCAACUUCAUGAUGUACACUCGAGCUUCAGCAAGUGACUAUGAUGACUUCCAGGCAAAGGGGUGGACUACUAAAGAGCUUAUCCCUCUAAUGAGGAAGCAUGAGACCUACCAGCGAGCUUGCAACAACCGUGACAUCCAUGGCUUCGAAGGUCCCAUUAAGGUCUCUUUUGGCAACUAUACCUAUCCAAUCAUGCAAGACUUCCUCCGAGCAGCUGAGAGUCAAGGUUUCCCUAUCACAGACGACCUCCAGGACUUAACAACUGGGCAUGGGGCGGAGCACUGGCUCAAGUGGAUCAAUAGAGACACUGGCAGACGCUCUGAUGCUGCCCAUGCCUAUAUUCACGCCACCCGUGCCAAAUAUCAGAACCUACACCUACAAUGCAACACCAAGAUCGAUCGUGUUGUUAUCGAGAACGGCAAGGCUGUUGGUGUGUUAACGGUGCCCACCAAGCCUGUUGGUGGUGCCAACCCAGAACGAAAGUUCUGGAAAGCCCGCAAGCUGGUCAUUGUCAGCUGUGGUACCCUGUCAUCACCACUUGUCCUUCAACGAUCUGGUAUCGGUGACCCCGAGAAGCUCAGAAAGGCUGGCGUCAAGCCCGUCGUCGACCUGCCUGGUGUGGGCUUGAAUUUCCAGGACCACUACCUCACCUUCUCCACAUAUCGAGCUAAGCCUGAUACCGAGUCAUUCGAUGACUUUGUCCGUGGUGUGCCUGAGGUUCAGAAGGCUGUCUUUGACGAAUGGAACAUCAAGGGCACAGGCCCACUUGCUACCAACGGCAUUGAAGCUGGUGUCAAGGCCCGCCCCACCGAACAAGAGCUUGAAGAAAUGAAGAGCUGGCCCACGCCAGACUUCAGUCCUAGUGGAUGGGAGAGUUACUUCAAGAACAAGCCAGACAAGCCAGUGAUGCAUUACAGCGUGAUUGCUGGAUGGUUCGGCGACCAUUUGGAUAUGCCCCCUGGCAAGUUCUUCACCAUGUUCCACUUCUUGGAGUACCCCUUCUCUCGGGGUUUCACCCAUAUCGUGUCACCAGAUCCAUACGAAGCACCCGACUUUGAUGCUGGCUUCAUGAACGACAAGCGUGACAUGGCCCCCAUGGUCUGGGGCUACAUCAAGUCUCGAGAGACGGCCCGCCGUAUGCAGGCAUUCGCCGGUGAGGUCACAGGCAUGCACCCUCACUUUGCCUUUGACUCUCCAGCCCGUACUGGCGACAUGGAUGUGGCUACUCGCAAUGCCUAUGGCGGUCCCAACCAUCUCACCUCCAAUAUCAUCCACGGCAGCUGGACCAACCCCGUGGAUGCUGGCACACCAGCCAAUACUGCCUUCCUCAACUCGAAUUGCCAGCCCUUCCGAGCCGAGCUCAAGUACUCCAAGGAAGAUAUUGCCCAUAUUGAGAAGUGGGUACAACGCCACGUUGAGACCACAUGGCACUCGCUCGGUACAUGCAGCAUUGCUCCACGUGAAGGCAACAGCAUCGUGAAGCAUGGUGUCUUGGACGAGAGACUGAAUGUGCACGGCGUCAAGAACUUGAAGGUCUCUGAUCUUUCAGUUUGCCCCGACAAUGUUGGCUGCAACACCUUCUCGACCGCCCUCCUCAUCGGUGAGAAGUGUGCUGUCCUCUCUGCCGAGGACCUUGGCUACAGCGGUGCUGCCUUAGACAUGAAGAUCCCCACGUAUCAUGCUCCUGGUGAAACCAUCAGCCUCAACCGCUUGUGA
This is a messenger RNA of Exophiala mesophila, 2001 nucleotides long. RefSeq lists its product as uncharacterized. The record is from RefSeq and is a predicted model, not a curated record. Gene Ontology annotation, molecular function: flavin adenine dinucleotide binding; oxidoreductase activity, acting on CH-OH group of donors. The coding region runs from base 1 to 2001 and encodes 666 amino acids. NCBI's taxonomy places the organism in Eukaryota, Fungi, Ascomycota, Eurotiomycetes, Chaetothyriales, Herpotrichiellaceae. The transcript has 6 exons.